Molecule: messenger RNA, 772 nt
Organism: Nerophis lumbriciformis (worm pipefish)
Lineage: Eukaryota; Metazoa; Chordata; Actinopteri; Syngnathiformes; Syngnathidae
Gene: slc48a1a
Product: solute carrier family 48 member 1a
Biological process (GO): heme transport
Cellular component (GO): lysosomal membrane; plasma membrane
Molecular function (GO): heme transmembrane transporter activity; heme binding
Source: RefSeq, a predicted model, not a curated record
AAUACAGUGGCGUCGUCUGUGUUGUUGUCGCUGACUCGCAUUUUUUUCCCCCUUCUACUUGAUAUAAAUGAUCAUUUUUGUACGAAGGCGACCGUUCGGUGAUUAGUUUUAUUUAUUUUUUCCAUUUUGACCUCGUUGACGACGACAAAUAUCUCGAUUGUUCUCUCAAAGCCGGUUUCAUUACCGAGAGUGUUUGGUUAAAACAACAACACGCCAUUUAAAAUCUCUCAUAAGCGGUCGAAUCGUCCUUCUUUGGACUUUGCUCGACAUGGCCGGCAAGAGGAUAUACGUUAGCAUCGCGUAUGCGAGCUUCGGCAGCUUGGUUGGGCUCUCUGCCUUCCUGGUGUGGAACAUAGUUUAUCGGCAGCCAUGGACGGCCACCAUGGGAGGCCUCUCAGGCGUGUUGGCGCUGUGGGCGCUGGUCACCCACGUCAUGUACCUCCAGGACUACUGGCGCACGUGGCUCAAAGGUCUCAAGCUCUUCAUCGGCGUGGGCGUGCUCUUCUGCGUGCUCGCCGUCGCCGCCUUCGUCACCUUUCUGACGCUGGCCAUCCAGCAGAAGCAAUCCGUGAGCGACCCCAGGAGUCUGUACCUGUCGUGCGUGUGGAGCUUCAUGACCCUCAAGUGGUCCUUCCUCCUGGUCUUGUACUCGCACCGUUACCGCCAGGAGUUCGCCGACAUCAGCAUCCUCAGCGACUUCUAGCCACGCCCCCGUAGACUUCCAACGUUCCCCCGGGGUCUUUUAGGACCCGAGGGAGGACUCGCCCGCACA